CCGAGUAUUUGCUUCAAGAUAAUAAGACUGGAAACUUUUCAAUCCCAGAUCUCCAACACUUGGUAAUUGCUUAGUGAUGCAUAGAAUAUCCUAUACAUGGCUUGAACCCUUCAUAUAGGCAAGCCCUUAAUUUCUUUUUCUGUACCCCACGGUGAACAAUUCCUGGCCUGUUUGACUGUUCUCGCUUCCCCUCAAUGGCUGCGGUCAGAUGAAAGCUUCAUUUCUAUAUCACAUCCUCUACCAGUUAUACAAUCGGACUCACAUUCGCUAUCCGCCAUGAACUUGAAGCAAGUUUUUUUAAUUUCCAUUUUGACCACCACCACCGCUGCCACUGCUUCCGCGGACAACCCUGUCAGCAGCUCCACUGAGACCCCUAAUAUUGAUGCUUGCUCUCUGAGCACUGCCUGUAUCAAGUAUAACAAUAUCCGGACAACCUCCUGUUUUGUUAAUAACUCCGACCUUAGCUAUGUUGCGCCAUUAUUCUUUACUUGUUUGUGUGGCCUUUCCGACGAAGAGUACUGGAACGAUGCCUGGACAUGUAUUCAGUGUAAGGGCGCUGUAAACAGUCGGACUGGCUCCACCCAAGCUGAGUAUAAGGCUCGCUACUGCAGUGAUGUAACUGGUUUGUAUCCAGGAUAUGAUGUCGGCCACUUCACCUCUUCUGGUACGGUGUACUUCGGCUACCUCUCUAACGGUCAGGGUGUCCCAGCCACUAUUGCCGAGGAAAAUAAUGGUGAUAUUGGUACUCAAUUUGAUAUUGGUACUCCUUACAGUCCCUCUGAACUUUCAACUGUCUCUCUCAGCAGAUUUGACAGUAGUGCUACCGGGGCCGCCGAAGAAAUGUACUGCGAUAUGUUUAGCAAAGUUAUAUAUUAUGUUGCCGACGGAACCAACUGUACGACUAAUAGCGACAUCCAGUCCCUUUACGCUGAAUCAUUGGUAUGGACUUGUUUGUGUGCCCUUUCUGACGAAGAAUUCUGGAACAGCUACUGGAUCAAUACCCAGUGUUAUUCUGGUGGUAGAGCGCCUUACUCUACCCAGGCUGAGAUGAAGGCUUACUACUGCAGUGACAUAACUGGUUUGUACUCAGGCUAUGAUGUCGGCUAUUUCACCUCUUCUAGCUCCGUGUACUUUGGCUAUCUCACUGAUGGACAGGGUAUUCCUGCCUCCGAUUUCGAAGCGAACAACAUUUUUUCCGGAACUCAGAUUUCUACUGGUGAUGUAUCAGGUGCUUCAGGUACCUCUGCAAGUACUGCUGUAGUUAGCUCUUCCGCUGGGGCUUACACUGGUACUCUGGGUACCUCUACCUCCGGAGCCACUUCUGUUGCCACAUCUGCUGUUUCCAAAGCUUCCUCCACAACCUUUAAGGCUUCUUCGGCAGCCUCUUCCAAAGCAGCCUCCUCCUCCACCAAAGCCUCCUCUUCCAAAGCUGAUGCUGCCAAGACUGUUGCUGCUGCUAUCGGCGGUAUCAUUAGCUCUGUUCUUCUCCUUUUGCAAGUUUUAUAGCUUUGGCAUCCUAGAGUAACUUUGAUAAAUUUGUUUUAUUCUUAUAGAUGAG
Molecule: messenger RNA, 1558 nt
Organism: Babjeviella inositovora NRRL Y-12698
Lineage: Eukaryota; Fungi; Ascomycota; Pichiomycetes; Serinales
Exons: 1
Coding region: 277-1506 (409 amino acids)
Source: RefSeq, a predicted model, not a curated record